UGUUGAGAAUCGUACCUUCCAGGACAUUCCGUCAUUCUGUUUUUCGUGAUAAUCAUUUUUACUAUUUGUAUGUUCCUUUUGUAUAGUUUCUUGUAUUAAAUGAUUAAAAAAUCAAUGUAAGAUUAUAUUUAACAAAGAAUUGACGUUAUCCAUUAUUGAAAGAUAUAUUAUUGUUAAAUGUAACAGUUGCAUAAAAAAAGUUUAACAUUAAUUUUGGAGCAUAUUGAAAAUUGAAAUAAUGUGGAAUAUUAAUGUAUAGAAAUAUAGUUGUAAAGUGUGUGUUAUUUCGAAAAAAUAGUUAUUACAAUAUUAAAUGUACUUAAAUUCACCCGUUAUGUCCACGGUUGCAUACGUUCCUGAAGCUAGUCGUCUGCUGUGACGCGGAACAAAAUGGCGGCAGCUAAUGAAGUGCCGGUAGAAAUUAACCAGAGUGGCAUGUGUACAACGGAAAAUCAGACUUCAAAAAUGGAAUCAAUGGAUGUUGGAGAAUCAGCUCCUGUACCAGCUACAAAUGCUAGUGUACCACCAUGCAAAGAAUCUGUAUCUGUUGAAGAUAUGACAUCCAGAGAUUAUUAUUUUGACUCUUAUGCUCAUUAUGGAAUUCAUGAAGAAAUGUUAAAGGAUGAAGUACGGACAAUGACAUACCGUAACUCCAUGUAUCACAAUAAACAUCUUUUUAAAGGAAAAACAGUUCUUGAUAUAGGUUGUGGUACAGGUAUAUUAUCCAUGUUUGCAGCAAAAGCCGGAGCUGCCAGAGUGAUUGGAAUAGAAUGUUCCAAUAUUGUUGAAUAUGCAGAAAAGAUAGUAGAAGCUAAUCAGCUUUCAAAUGUUAUAACAAUUUUGAAAGGCAAAGUUGAAGAAGUUUCUUUACCUGAUGGUAUAGAAAAAGUUGAUAUUAUUAUAUCUGAGUGGAUGGGUUAUUGUUUAUUUUAUGAAUCUAUGCUGGAUACGGUGCUUUUUGCUAGAGAUAAGUGGCUUCGUGAAGAUGGAAUGUUAUUUCCUGACAAAGCAACUUUAUUUAUAUGUGGCAUCGAAGAUAGACAAUAUAAAGAUGAAAAAAUAAAUUGGUGGGAUGAUGUGUACGGCUUUGAUAUGAGUAGUAUAAGGAAAGUAGCCAUUAGCGAACCGCUGGUGGAUAUUGUAGAUCCAAAACAAGUUGUUACAAAUGCAUGUCUUAUCAAAGAAGUUGAUCUAUAUACUGUAACAAAAGCAGAUUUAGAAUUUUCAUCACCAUUUACUCUUCAAGUUCGUAGAAAUGAUUAUGUUCAAGCACUAGUUACAUUCUUUAAUAUUGAAUUCACUAAGUGCCACAAACGGAUUGGCUUUAGUACAGCGCCUGAAGUGCAGUACACACACUGGAAGCAGACAGUGUUCUAUUUUGAUGAAUAUAUGACAGUGAAGAAAGGAGAAGAAAUAUAUGGUGUAUUUUCCAUGAAGCCCAAUGCAAGAAAUUAUAGAGAUCUGGAUUUCAGUAUUGAGUUGGACUUCAAAGGAGAUUUGUGCGAAAUUCAUGAAACAAAUACGUAUCGUAUGCGCUGAUAUCCGUGAGCUUCUAUAUCCUUCUUUUACUACAAUAGUUCUUCAGACUGUUUAGUGAAAUCUGAACUUAAAACCCUUUUAUUAUUACUGAAUUGUGCUAAUCAUCUACCAUAUUUAACAGUACGGUACAAGUACGGUAAAAUAUAUUUUACUCUUUUUUUACGACCAAUAAAAUCUAAUAAAAUGGUGUCAUUUUUACACAUUUGUAUGCUUUAUUUCUCUAUAAUAUUAUAAGAUAUAAGACGAUGAAUAGAUUUAUAUGUAGCAUUAUUUUUUACAUAAUACAUAUUCUUGUACCGUAUUAUCAAAAGUAUUUUUUAAAAAUGUGUUAAAAAUUUUGAGCUCUUACUGAAUAAUAUGUUACUAGAUAUUACUGUUACAAAUGCUUAUGUUUCUGAAAAUACUUAAAAAUUUCAAUCAUCCAAUAAGUCAAUAUACAAUGUACAUAGAAAGAAUAUUUCACUAAAAUAUUCUUCUGUUUUUCUUUUUAUUUUUUGCCAAGAUUGCCAUGCGUAUGUAUGACUUUCAUAUGAAUAAUAUUUAUGUGUAAUGAUUCAUCAGAAAAAAGCAUACAAACAUAUAAUCAGAUAGAAAAUGAAUUUUCAUGCAUAAUAAAAAACAAAAAAAAAUCUGUAUUAAAUAUUUUAUAGUAAGCAAACACAUAAAGACAAAGUGUAAUUCGUCUUUGUGAUAUUCAAUAAAUUAUAAUUGUGCGUGAAAAUUCUAACGUUCUAGUAUAGCCUUUGAAUUAUGUACUAAUAAUGAAAUUCCCUAAAUCAAAUUUUCUGUUUUUUGUUUAUUCCAUUUGUAUCACCAUUGUUUGGAUGCUUCCGUUUAAGUAAAUAAGUUACUCAAAAUGAGUAAACACUAAUAAUGUGGAAUUAAUAUAUUUAUUAAGUAUACGCGUCAAUAUACAAAACACGUGUCAUCAUUUUUAAUACAUUAAUAUUCAUCUCUUGAUUCAACUUAAUUUUUAAGAGAGAGAUAGAGAUGUCAUAUAUUACAUUACUUAUUACAAUAUUACUCAAUAUAAAGCAAUUUAGUGUUAAUACAAUUAAAAAUUUGUUUUAAUGUUUACUGCACUAUUAUGAAAGAUGAUAUAAUUUUAUAUUUUACAUUCUUUUAGUUAGAUAUUGGAACUAAAUCAAUGUAUAAAUUUCAUGUGCAAUGGUGUAAAUGAAAAUUUUUUCUAAUAUAAUUGAAGCGGAAGCAUGUUCUUAUCCUAUACUUAGUUAUGUCAUGUACAUAAUUAAAAGAGAUGAAAGAAAUAAUGAGCCCUAGAAAGGAAGUUUCUUUAUGACAAUUAUUAUAUAUUAAUAAAUUGUUAGUAUAUAUUUGCUAUAAAAGGAAUAUACUUUUACUAAUUUCAAUUUAACAUAGAAUGUCAUAUGUUUAAAUAUUUUUUACUUUUUACUUCAAAUAUCAAAAAGGUCAAUUUAUUUUACAAUAUGUGGUAUAUACUUAAAGAAAGAGAAAGAGACACAUGUAUGUUACUAUUUACAAAUAACAAUUCCUUUUUGCAUACAUAUUUCAUUUUAUAUGAUAAUCUUAUGGCCAAUCAUUGUUAAUUUUAUAUCUGUAAAAGGAAAAAAGAUAGUAAUUGCAUACAAUCAACAUUACACAUAUUCUACACUAUAUUAUUCAAAAUACUCAACAGUAUUCAACAUUAUUCAAAAUUUGUAUGGAUAAAAUAUAUUAUCACGUUGCAAGGCCUUUUAGACAAUUGGCUAAUUUCUGAGUUUUGUAGUCUGUCCUCAAUUGAAUGAAGUUAAGUAAAACUGAACGAUCAAGUACAGCCUAAAACGAUUAUAGAAAUGAUUAUAGAUUAUCUGUGAUAUGUAUUUUCUAAAAUAUUACAUAUAGUUAUAAAUAAGAAAGAGAUAUACCAAUUGAUCUCCUGAGCACACUUGUUUCAAAUUUUCUGGUUUUACUAAAAGUAAAUUGCAUAAUGCAUGCAAUGUAUCAAAUGAUGAUGUAACAACAUCAACGUCAAGUUCUUUAACACAUUUUCUAUAUUCAUUCAUAUCACAUAUUGCACACAUUGCACCAGCAGAAUUAAAUAGAAAUUGUUGUAAAUGAUCAUAAAUUACUUUAUGAAAUCGAACUCCAAGUUCUGUUAAAGCAGUUUCUAAAUUCUUCCCAUCUAGGGUAUUUCUAAUGUGACGUAUCAUUCCUGUUACAUAUUGCACUACUGUCAGACAAGCUGAAGUACUUAAAGUAUCUACAUCAGUAUCAGGUUUAAAAUCAGUUUUUUUCUGUUCAUUUUGUAAGUAAAUCUUAACCCAGCCAACAAUGGCACUUAUACUUCUUUCUAAACCUGUAUCUAGUUUCAUAUCAAUUUGAUCUAAUACAACUUUUUUCUUUAACAUACAA
Messenger RNA from Vespa velutina, 3912 nucleotides. RefSeq names its product protein arginine N-methyltransferase 1 (gene Art1). The transcript is spliced from 3 exons. The coding region runs from base 391 to 1539 and encodes 382 amino acids. Gene Ontology annotation, molecular function: protein-arginine N-methyltransferase activity. The record is from RefSeq and is a predicted model, not a curated record. Gene Ontology annotation, cellular component: nucleus. Lineage: Eukaryota; Metazoa; Arthropoda; Insecta; Hymenoptera; Vespidae. Gene Ontology annotation, biological process: peptidyl-arginine methylation.